Messenger RNA from Cynocephalus volans (Philippine flying lemur), 6161 nucleotides. Its product is annotated as zinc finger protein 665-like. Gene Ontology annotation, biological process: regulation of DNA-templated transcription. The record is from RefSeq and is a predicted model, not a curated record. Lineage: Eukaryota; Metazoa; Chordata; Mammalia; Dermoptera; Cynocephalidae.
CUGGACUCGCCCUGCACGCGCAGUUUCCUGAAUACGCAGAAGCGGAUUGCGUGGAGAGACGAUCACCCCGCGGCGCGUGAGUUUCCCUUUAUCUUCCAUACCCAGGGGCUCGGAGUCGCUAUAGACCUUGAAAUCCCUGCACCGCCCUGUGCACCUCAGGAUUGACUUGUAAAGACUCAUGGUACCUGAGGAAGAAGCCUGGAAGAGGAGAAAGAGUAAAGAAGAGGAAUCAGCAAUGGCUUUUACUCAGAGUCCUUUGACAUUCAAGGAUGUGGCCGUAGAAUUCUCGCAGGAGGAGUGGAAAUGCCUGGACACUGCUCAGAGGGCUUUGUACAAGGACGUGAUGUUGGAGAACUACAGGAACCUGGCCUCCCUGGGAAACUCUCUUCCUGACCUGAGUGUUAUCUUCACGUUGGAGCAAGGGAAGGAACCCUGUACUCUGGAAAGUCAAGUGAAAAUAGCAAGAAAACCAAAUGGGCAGGAAUGGAUCAAAGGUGUGAACACAGGAAUCUCUCCUAAAUCUCUAAUCAAGCAGUUGUCACCAAAAGGGGACAGUAAUAUAAGAGAAAUAUUCCAGACAGUGACAUUGGAAAGAUAUGAAAGGCAUGAUACCAAAGAUUUUUGCUUCAGGGAAAUGCAGAAAAGUACACAUGUCUCUGAGUGUCAGUGGAGAGAAGAUGAAAGACAUUACAAAGGAGUGCAUAUCACCCGUAACGAAAACCUCACUGGCGGAAGAGAUCAAUAUGGUGGAAGAGAUGUGGGAAACAAUCCUGUUAGAAACCAGCAUGGAUUAAGCUUUCAAUCAGAUGUUCCUGAACUGCGGCUAUUUCAAACUGAAGGAAAAAUUUAUGAAUGUAAUCCUGUUGAGAUGUCUUUGAACAAUGGUUCCUUAGUUUCACCACCCCAAAUAAAUCCUUCUAAUGUCAAAAAUGACAUUUCUCAUGAAUAUGAAAAUGAUUUUAUGGAUUCUUUAGUAUUCAGACAAGAACAGAAAGCAACCAUGAGGACAAAACGUUCCAAGUGUAAUGAGCAUGUAAAGGCCUUUAACCAAGGCUCACACCAUACUGUGUAUCAAAUAAUCCAUACCGGAGAGAAACAAUUUAAAUGUGAUAUAUGUGGUAAGGUCUUUAAUAAAAAAGCAGUUCUUAUAUGUCAUCAGAGAAUUCACACUGCAGAGAAACCUUACAAAUGUAAUGAUUGUGGCAAGGUGUUUAGUCAACAUUCAAACCUAGCACGUCAUCAGAGGAAUCAUACUGGAGAGAAACCUUACAAAUGUAAUGAAUGUGGAAAGAUGUUUAGUCAAAGUUCACAUCUUUCAUGUCAUCAGAGAAUUCAUACUGGAGAGAAACCUUACAAGUGUCAUGAUUGUGGCAAGGUAUUCCGUCAACAUUCAUACCUUGGAAGUCAUCGCAGAAUUCAUACUGGAGAGAAACCUUACAAAUGUAAUGAAUGUGGUAAGGUGUUCAAUCAACAUUCAUACCUGGCAAAACAUCGGAGAAUUCAUACUGGAGAGCGUUCUAACAAAUGUAAUACAUGUGGUAAAGUGUUCAGUAAAAAUGCAAGCCUUAUACAACAUCUAUUAAUUCACACUGUAGAGAAACCUUACAAAUGUAAUGAGUGUGGCAAAGCUUUUCCUUUGCAUUCAAGGCUUACUAACCAUCAGUUAAUCCAUAGUGGAGAGAAACCUUACAAAUGUAAUGAAUGUGGCAAGGGCUUCAGUUACAAGUCAUCCCUAGCAAAUCACUGGAAAAUUCAUACUGGGGAUAAACCUCACAAGUGUAAUGAAUGUGGCAAAGCCUUUAGUCUGCAGUCAACACUUAUUAAGCAUCAGGUAAUCCAUACUGGAGAGAAACCUUACAAAUGUAAUGAAUGUGGCAAGGCCUUUAAUCAAUGUUCACAACUUACUGUGCACCAAAUAAUCUGUAGUGGAGAGAAACAAUUUAAAUGUGAUACAUGUGGGAAGGUCUUCAAUAAAAAAGCAGUUCUUGUAUGUCAUCUGAGAAUUCACACCGGAGAGAAACCUUCCAAAUGUAAUGAAUGUGGCAAGUUCUUCAAACAUAAUUCACACCUUGCACGACAUCAGAGAAUUCAUUCUGGAGAGAAACCUUACAAAUGUAAUGAAUGUGGCAAGUUCUUCAAACACAAUUCACACCUUGCACAGCAUCAGAGAAUUCAUUCUGGAGAGAAGCCUUACAAAUGUAAUGAGUGUGGCAGAGGCUUUAUUUAUAAGUCAUCCCUAGCAAAACACUGGAGAAUUCAUACUGGAGAGAAACCUUACAAAUGUACUGAAUGUGGGAAGGUGUUCAGGCAACAUUCAAACCUUGCAAGUCACUGGAGAAUUCAUACUGGAGAGAAACCUUACAAGUGUAAUGAAUGUGGCAAAGCUUUUAGUUUGCGAUCAACACUUAUUAAGCAUCAGGUAAUCCAUACUGGAGAGAAACCUUACAAAUGUAAUGAAUGUGGCAAGGUGUUCAGUCAGCAUUCAAGCCUUGCAUGUCAUCGGACAAUUCACACUGGAGAGAAACCUUACAAAUGUAACGAAUGUGGCAAGAUGUUCAGUCAACAUUCACAUCUUGCAUCUCAUCAGAGAAUUCAUACUGGAGAGAAACCUUACAAAUGUAAUGAAUGUGGCAAGGUAUUCGGUCAACAUUCAUAUGUUGCAAAGCAUCGAAGAAUUCAUACUGGAGAGAAUCCUAACAAAUGUAAUAUGUGUGGUAAGGUGUUCCGUAAAAAUGCAAGCCUUGAACAGCAUUUACUAAUUCAUAGAGAGAAACCUUACAAAUGUAAUGAGUGUGGCAAAGCCCUUUCUUUACAUUCAAGGCUUACUGACCAUCAGUUAAACCAUAGUGGAGAGAAACCUUAUAAGUGUAAUCAAUGUGGCAAGGGCUUCCAUUACAAAUCAUCUAUAGGAAAUCAUUGGGGAAUUCAUACCAGAAAGCAACCUUACAACUAUAGUGAACGUUGCAAGGUGUUUCCUUGCAAUUCAAGCCUUGCACAACAUCUGUUAAUUCAUACUAGUGAGGAUCCUUACAAAUGUAUGGAGUGUGGCAAAGUCUUUUGUGAAAAGUCAUACCUUGCAUAUCAUCAAAGAGUUCAUACUGGAGAGAAACCUUUCAAAUGUACUGACCAGCAUAUUCUUUUGUCAGCAAUCACCUCUAAGUAGACAUCAGAUAAUCCCCUCUAGGCAAGCCAUACAAAGGUAAUAAAUGUGGCAAGGUUCUUCUGGCAUAAUUAAAUCUUCCACAACACUGGAGAUUUCAUACUUCAGAGAAACCUUACAAAUUCUGAGGGUAGGCAACCCUUCAUUAUGAAUUUAAGCAUUAAUUAACAUCAGGGAAGCCAGAGUAAAUCGCAAUUGAAUAUAGUCAUAAUGUAUAUGACACAAUAAUGUAUAUGACAAUGUAUAUGACAGACUUCUCUAAGGUCUCAAAAUUCAAGGAAAACACUAUUGUUGAAACCAUAUGAAGGUAAGGUACAUGCUAAGGCUUUUACCCUUGCAUCAAAACUGUGGAACUUCAGAGGAUUUACACUGGAGUGAAACCUCAGUAGUGUAUGUAGUAAGUCUUCAUGUCAAGCAUUCAUAAUUCUGUUGUCACGAGAGGUUUUUAUUCGAUAAAAACCAGUCAAAUGUAGUGAACCUUGAAAGUUCACUUACCAAAGAUGUGUUCUCAAGAUUCACCAGAGAAUUUGUACUGGGAAGAACACUUACAAAUGUGAUGACAAUGUAAACUGUCUAACCAAUUCUCACAAUACAAUGUAUAUCACAAAACUUAUAUGUGGAAUAAAUCUUGAAUUCUUCAAGAUUAGCCAUUGAUAUUACAUACUGUAGGAUAAUUACAAUACAAAGAAGUUAAAAUUCAUAUCAUAUUGAAAGUGUGAGCAUGUUUUUAAUGGCCAAAUAUCUUCAGGUUGCAAAAUAUUUUAUCAUUUGAGGUUUCUUGGAAAGGCUACUUUAGUUUCUUUGACUUUUAAACUGAAAUUUGAAUUCUGUUGAUAUUAUGCAUUCCUCACAGGCCUUUCACGGUGUUUUGUAGGAAAGAAUCAAUUAGAGGAAAGAGUCUGCUUUAUUAAUUGAAAAUCAUUCCUCUCUGUGUUUCUGGAGAAAAAGGACACUGCCUUUUAAAGCUAAAUAUUGCCUGAAUUAGAGAGCAGCUGGAAGGUACUGAGAAUCAUGUAAAAGUGUGAUGUCAGUCGGCAUGCUUAUUGCAUUCAGGACACUCUUCACACAGAGGACCCUGGUGGAACAUAGAAAGGAAUGAAAUACUAACCAACAACAAAGUACAGGAAUCUAAGACCUUAGGAGACUUGGGUUUUUCUUGGAAGAGAGUAAUAGUUAUCAGGAACUGAUUAUGUGGUAGAAAUAAUGCAGAGGAAAUGGUGGCCACCUCCUCCAUUGGAUUACAAUGGCUGUUGUAUGGCAAGAUUGAUGAGAAAUUAUUCUUAUUCUUGAAAUUGAAGGGAAAACAGUUAUCAGAGGAGAUUUUAAUCAAAAGAACCACAAUAGCAAGUUUUUGCUCAGGAAUCACAUUUAACUGCUGGCAUAACAGUUUCUACUAUAAUAUAUUUCAAAAGUCUCAUGUUUUAAUUAAUAACAUUUGUUUCAUUUUUCAUAACUAUGAAUGAAUCACGUUUCUUCCACCAAAAUAGUUUUAUCCCUUAGUGGAAGGAUAUUUAAUAAAGUACACUAAGAAAUACACUAUUAGGUUUCUUAAACUGAAGGAUCUAGGAAAAAAAUUUUUUGUGUUAGAAUCAAAGUACAAUUUUGAGAAUAUAUAAUCAUGCCUUGCACUUGAGUUAUUCUCUCCACACUCUGCCCUAGUAUACUUACGUGGGCAUGAUGAAAAUCCCAUAGCAGUGCGGUUUCAGACUCUGACACCCCAAAGUCUACAUUACUGUUAAUGAAUAUGUACCAUAAUAUACUAUAUUAUAAUUUUUUCUAAGUACCUUUCCCUUGUUUGUGGAAUGGAACUUAAUUUACAUAAAAUGAAAACAAAUAUAGUAAGGUUAUGGAAAAUAUUAUAAAAUAAAAGAAAAUGUAUCAGGGGAAAAGUGAUAUCUGUUUUUUGUCCUUAGGUGCUCAGUGAAAUCAUUUGAAAUGAUUGAAGUUCAAGAGUUUUUUCUUAAUAAUGAACAUACAUAAUGGGGGUUUUGUUUUGUGCAUUAAUUACCAACUUCAUAUAUUCACACCCAUUACAUUAUUAGUAAUUUGUACUUGUGACCAUCGCACUGGAACUGGAUUGAUCACCACCCAAAGUUUGGUUCCUUUGUCAGGAAGUAUAGGUGUCAUAUACUGAAGUACUAUGUGUUUCUUAGAAGACUUUCUGCUGAAAGCAAGGUAGACUUUCUACACUGGUCCACAAAUAGCUUGAGAAAGCAGGGAAAGAUGACUGACUUGUGUUAUGGUAGUGACAAUAUAGGGCUCAAUUGUGGGUACACAGAUGUACUUUGAACAAGCUGGUGCCAAAGAAGGGACCACUUUGGGCUUUAUUGUCAGCUUAUCAAGGUGGGCAGAAUAGGAAGAGGUACUGGUGAGGCUUAAAAAGUGUCAGUACUCAGACAUUGUUUUGUGUUGCUAUAACAGAAGUACCUGAGACUGGGUAACUUAUAAAGAAGAGAGGUUUAUUUGGCUUAUGAUUCUGGGACAGCUGCGUCUGGCAUGGGCCUCAGGCUGCUUCUACUCAUGGUGGAAAGUGGCAGGCAGCCAGCAGGUACAAGCAGAUCACAUGGCUACAGGAAGCAAGAGAGAGAGAAGGUGCCAGGGUCUUUUUUAAGCAACGAGCUCUCAUGGGAACUGAUAGAGUGAGAACUCAUUCAUUAAUCCCCCCUUCCGCAGGGAAAGCAUUAAUCCAUUCAUGAGGGGUCCCCACCCCCAUGACACAAUCAGUUUCCAACACUGCCAUAUUGGGGAUCAAAUUUCCACAUGAGUUUUGGAGGUGUCAACACAUCCAAACUCCAUCAGACAUCAAAAAAUGGAAUCAGAUUCUUCAGUACAACUGUGAAUCCUAUUCUUGCUACUCCUACGUUAUCUUUUUCAUGCUCAUAGUCUACCACAUUUCUAUUCCUGCUACUCACAUAGGUCCCAUUCUGCAAUUUGAUUGUUGAAUAUGCUUCUGAAAUAGUGUUGAGGUAAAUUGCAUAAUAUAUUUUUAUGGUAGUUUAGC